Messenger RNA from Scleropages formosus (Asian bonytongue), 3598 nucleotides. RefSeq names its product TOX high mobility group box family member 2-like. Gene Ontology annotation, molecular function: chromatin DNA binding. The transcript is spliced from 10 exons. Gene Ontology annotation, cellular component: nucleus. Lineage: Eukaryota; Metazoa; Chordata; Actinopteri; Osteoglossiformes; Osteoglossidae. Gene Ontology annotation, biological process: regulation of transcription by RNA polymerase II. The record is from RefSeq and is a predicted model, not a curated record. Bases 500 to 2152 code for a protein of 550 amino acids.
CUGCACAGGACAAAGCUGAGCGGCGCGGCGCUGCGCGCGCAGACAUACUAGGAGCCAAAACGAGGGAUAUUUUACGCACACAGAGAAACGUGCUUUAUAUUAGGAAAGCGACAGAAUAAACUUUUGCAUUUGUCGCGAGUGCACUGCAACUCAGAGACGCAGUCAGAAGUAAUGCUCAUGAAUAUUUUCACCUUUUCAACAGCCAGCUUUUCCCCCCUUUAGUUUGUGUGUGUGAGUGUGUGUGUGUGUGCGCGCGCGCGCGCGCUUUUUUUCCUUCUCCUCCUUGUUCGAGAGUAAACAAUGAGCAUCACUCAGGCUCGCUGAUGCUGAAGUUAGACCGCGCGCGAACGGAUGUGAGGAAAGGGUGCAGGGAGAGACUCAACCCCCUUCUUUCUUUCUUUCUCUCCCUCUUUCUUUUUGUGUUCGCUUAAACAAUAGACAGAGAGCGAGUCACUCACUGCGAACCUGCGUUCAUGCCGUCAGUGCCGCACACUCUGACAUGGACGUGAGAUUUUAUCCGGCUCCCCCUUCCAGCGUGGGCACCGUGGGCUCCUGUUCUUUGCCCGCCGACCCUAGCUGCCUCGGCUCCUUGGACUAUUACCACUGCAACAAGAGCAGAUACAGCGCAGGCGAGCGCGGUGUUAGGCUUCUGCACGGCGCCCUGCCGAUGGGCCCCAACCCUGACGAGAAAAGACUGCCCUCUGCUGGGUUUGAUGGUGACAACAUGUACAUGAAUGAAAAUAACCGGGAGUUUCUUUCUCCAAAUCAGAACUACUCCGGUCAGGGCGGCGGUAGCAGCGGCGGCAGCGGUGGUGGCGGCGGCGGAGACGAGGACUACGAGAUCCCUCCCAUUACGCCUCCCAACCAUCCGGAUCCCUCCCUCCUUCACCUGAUGGACCCGGAGUCCAGCUAUCUCUGCCACUCGCUCCCCCACAAUGGCCUGAUCAACCCGUACAGCUACCCGGAGCUGCCCGCCAUCAUGAUGUCCAACAUGCUGGGGCAAGAUGGACAUCUGCUCUCUGGCCAGAUGCACUCCAUCCAGGAGAUGACUCGCCCAGACGGCUCUCAUUAUGACGCCGCCCGUCAGGGGCCCCUGAUAAACAGGCCUAGGAUACUGUCCCAUCAUAUGGGCGCUCUGUCCCAGCUGAACUCUCAGGUUGGCCUGCGAAGUGCCCUUACCCAUGGUUCCCCCUCACCUCCGGGAAGUAAAUCAGCCACGCCCUCCCCCUCCAGCUCCGCCCAGGAAGAGGAAGCUGAUUCCCAUUCCAAGAUCACCGGGGAGAAGCGGCCCUCAUCGGAGAUCAUGAAGAAACCCAAGCCGCAAAAGAAGAAGAAGAAGAAGGAUCCAAACGAGCCUCAGAAGCCCGUCUCGGCCUACGCGCUCUUCUUCAGGGACACGCAGGCCGCCAUCAAGGGCCAGAAUCCUAACGCCACCUUCGGAGACGUCUCCAAGAUCGUGGCCUCCAUGUGGGACAGCCUGGGGGAAGAGCAGAAGCAGAGCUAUAAGAGGAAAACGGAGGCCGCCAAGAAGGAGUACCUGAAGGCCCUGGCCGCGUACAGAGCCAGCCUGGUUUCCAAGACCUACAGUGACCCAGUGGAAACGAAAAGUGCCCAAACAAGCCAGCCUUCACACAUGAUGCCACCCAAGCAACCCCUGUACAGCGUGCCACCCCAGCCCUCCUCCCCCUAUCUGGGCCCGGGCUCCUUCCCUCUGUCCGACCUGCAGAGCUACGGCGGUCCCUCGCGACACAGCCUCUCUCGGCCCCUCAGCCAGUCGCAGAUGCUGAACAGCAUGAGUGCCUCCUCUCCGCCCUCCUCCUUCCAGAUCAGCCCACCUCUGCAUCAACAGCUGUCGCUGCACCAGAGCUCCAUCCUCAACCAGCCGCUCCACAUGCAGCAGGUCCAGUCACAGCCGAUCAUCUCCCAUCAGAUGGGCCUCCAGCCCCCUCUUCACUCUCCUCCUGGUCAGCAGGGGUUCUCACACAUGCAGUCGGAGUACCCCAGCAGUGUUGGCUCUCAGUCUCCAGGGGCUCCCAACCCAGUUGGGGGCCAGAACCCCGAGUGGGACAGUGAAUACUGCAAUCGGGAGUGUGGAGGAAGCCACUGCAGCAGUAACAUGGUAGCAAGGGACAAGCCUCUCUACCUCACUUGAAGCCGGAGGACCUUGAACAGAAAAGACACCAGGGAUCCCCCCACCCAGCACCACCAUUUUAACUUGUCUCUCUUAUUUUUAUUUAUUUAUUUUUUUUUUGGCAGUCUUGUUUUCUAAGGAUUUCACGCGAGUCCUGAAGACUACUAGUGAGCCUUUUUUGCCAAGCACUUCAAAAGUGCAGCGUUCGCCCAGGACCCAACCCAGCACUCCUGCGCUAUGUCAUUACAACCCAGAAAGACAAAAAAAAACAAAACAUGGGCAGACUUUUUGGCCAUCAUUCAGCUUUAAUACAUAAAAAAAUACCGUCUUUUGUCGAUCGCUUUCCGUUUUGCUUUUCUCGUUUUACUCAAGUCCUGCUCGCCACACGCUUCGCCAUGGACAGUCCCUGUAGGGAGGCGUCAGCACAGGCCUUGGUGUUUGGUGGAGGACAUCAACUCUGCAACAGGUUUACCUCUCGAAGAGUAGUGGAUCCAUGCACUGGGGCAAAGAAUGCGAAAGGAAAUGGAUUUUAAAAGAGUACAUUCAUUGACGAGUUGUUUUGUAUGAUACAGCACCUGAUACAGUAAAGUAAACGGAUCUCUCACAGCGUGAUUGUAAAUAUCACUUUUGCAGGAUCCAACUGGGAAUCUCGAGUCCAGAUGUGUUUUGCUUUCUUUUUAGUACUAGCUGUAAUUCCUCAACUUUCAUUUGAAGAGAUGUGUUUUGUGAAUUUGAACUUGUGCAGGGUGAGUCAAUGAAGGAUUUUGCACACACUAAAAUCUCGCGUUAAAACUGUGCUCAUCGGUGCGUCUUUCCAGGACGAGACGUAUUAAGACUAUGAAAGAUCUAGUGUGGCAGCAGUCUUUAAAGGAUCCGUGAGAAAGAGACUCGCCUUUCGUGUGCGACGGUGCGCCGCGGCAGCUCUCACGUAGGAAUUCCCGCGUUCCGGAGUUGUGGAGAACGGCGCUUCUGCUCCUCGUUCACUUUCUCUCCCUCUUUGUUUGAUCGACUCUCAGCCCCCAACACAACUUGUACAGGUGAAUAGAAAAAAGCUAAAUGUGAAAUGUUACUAAAGAUAAACAUAAACAGUGGGUUUAUAGUUUUUGAGUAGUUUUACUAGGUGUUUUAGAAUUGUGUUGAACUCAUCUUUAUAAUUUUUUGUGGAGAAAAAAAAUACUGCAUUUUAUUUCUAAGGCAUACAUUUAAUUAUUCACUGUAGCACACGUUUAAGUUUUGAAGAAUGGAUACUGGGGAAGGCAUCUCAUUUGUGUAAAAACCUGCCAAAUGUACUUCUUUUAUUUGUAAAGCCAGUGAAAAGAAUCAGUUAUAACUGUUGUACUGCAUUACAGUUUUUUUCCCUGCAACAUGCCCUCUUCUAUUUAAUUUUAUUGACUGGUUUCUUAUCUAUUUAUGAACAAUAUGAAGUAACGUUUUGGCUCGUUUUUUUUUUUUUUUUUCUUUUUUUUC